Molecule: messenger RNA, 570 nt
Organism: Hibiscus syriacus
Lineage: Eukaryota; Viridiplantae; Streptophyta; Magnoliopsida; Malvales; Malvaceae
Product: protein PHLOEM PROTEIN 2-LIKE A10-like
Exons: 1
Coding region: 1-570 (189 amino acids)
Source: RefSeq, a predicted model, not a curated record
AUGGACAUUAAUACAUAUGAUGAAAUCUUUGCUGGGAUGACUAAUCCUAAACAUGAAAAACAGGUUAGAGACAUUUUAGUUUCUAUUAGUAAUGGUGCUGUGGCAACCCUGGUGAGAACGUCUCAUCAAGUGUUGACAAGUUCGGACUCGAAGCCGGGUUCUACUUGUUUGGUUCUUGAUCGGAGCCUGGAUGCCGGUGAAAUGAGAGAUGGUUUCGAGAAGGAAGUAUCUUGUAAAGGAAUUGAAAGAGGGAACUCAUUUGAUGGGAUUCAGAAUACUGGGUGGGUUGAUAAGGUCUCUUCGUCAUGGGCGGUUCCCGACAAUAGAAAGUUUGUGAUUGAUGUAUCUGAGAGGGUGACCUUUGAAACAUUAAGGUCUUUAGUGGUGUUUAUGUUAUGGAAGCUUUCAGAGGGUGUGAAAAGUAGCGUUCAUAUUUUUCGUGAGGAGGUCGUGGAACGGGGACUGGAUGUUGUCAGAUAUGUUGGUGCCAAGUCUUCCAUUAUAGUCACCUUUUGUCUUGCUUUGUAUUUACAUAUCUUGAGUGCUAGUAGGGUUGUGAUGCCUGCUUGA